ACUAGACCUUCAGGGUUUUUGCAGAGUCUGGUCUCGCUUACCUGGGAUCCUUGCACUCUCUUGCACUCUUUUGUGCGUUGCUUAGAUACAUUUUCAGCUGGCAGUCUAUCCCGGCAGCUUCAGUUUCUCUCCCGGGUACCUUUUAUUUUCCCGUUUUCUCCUUGAUUCCGCGGCUUUUUAAAACCAGACUUCUCUUCCUGCCGCAACAGGCUGAGGUGCUUGCCCUGAUAGAAAGUUAUAGAAUUAUCUCCUUGCCGCUAUGAAUUGGGAUGCGGGCAAGGCAAGGGCAGCCACGGGCUUGAAGACCACAGCAAGAGGAGCUUAAAAUGCUUUUUCGUAAUUUCCCAUCCUUCCUUGACACCUCAGUUGCAGUGGGAGUUGUUUCGGGGAGAAGCAGCUGAGAAGGGACCCAUUAUUGCCUGUCUUGAAAUUCUGGAGGAACUGAGAGGACAGGAAGGCAACAAGAUCAUUCUUAACCAGCUGCUUUCUUGAAGGAAAAACAGUCUCUCUGCUGAUCAGAAAUGCUGUUGGUCCCUUCCUCCAGUGAUUUUUUGUGUGUGUGUGACUGAAAUCUUCCAAAGCUUGUGGGCCUCACCAGAAGAUCCAUCCGGUUCAUCCUUUUUGGAAUCAUUUACCUUUCUUUUUAAAGCGAUCUUUCAAAGAAGAGGCCCACGGUUGUCUAGGGAACUUAACUUGGCUUGGAAAUCCUCAUCGUUGCAGCUCUGAAAAGCUCCCGUCGGCCUCAAACGGGGACCUUUCCUCCACUCUAUGUGGACGUUGCCCUUUGGGAAACGUUAGCCACAAAGAUGGCUACUGAACUGAGGGCUGGGGAAGCCGCCUGUCUCUCCUUCCAGAAUGUUCUGGGGCACGGCAUGAACCCUACGAGGAAGCCCGAGGAGGAAGCCCAAGUGAGGCCCCUAGAAGCCGAUGGGGAACGGACGGUCCCUCGGGUCAUUCAGGUCGGGACCAUAGGAGAGUUCUUGGGCUGGAUGGCUCCCCAAGAGAUGAUCCAAGGAUCAGAGGAGGGUUUGGCUCAACGCUGGGAAGCCCAGUGGCAGGAAUUCUUGAAGGCGAUCCAGCCUUUACCUUCCGGGUUUGGGACUCCACACCAGUCCAAGCCUUUUCCCUGGGACUCCUACGAGUCUGUCGCCAACACCAGCCAGUGGUCGAACGGAGAAGGGGUUCCCCAGUUCUUGGUGGUCAACCACGGUGACUUCCCCCCUCCGAUCCUUUACGGUCCCGAGGCUGAAGAAAACAGGCCGAUGAAGGAUGUGGAUGAAGAGGCUCUCUUGACCGAAGCUAAGCGCCAACGUUUUCGGCAGUACAGUUACCAGGAAGCUGAAGGACCUCAAGAAGUUUGCAAGAGACUCCGGGAAUGUUGCUGUCAGUGGCUGAUGCCAGAGAAGCACUCCAAAGAGCAGAUCCUGGAGCAGGUGAUCCUGGAGCAGUUCCUGGCCGUCCUACCUCCAGGGAUGCAGGGCUGGGUCAGGGACCGCUGUCCUCAAGCUUGUUCCCAGGCAGUGGGCCUCGCGGAAGACUUCCUCAGGAUCCAGCAACAAGAGAUCAAGGUGCUGGAACCGUGCGCCGCGGUGGUGGUGAUCUCCCCUGAGGCCGGAGACUCCCUGGCAGACUCUGGAUCCAACAGCCACCUGUGUGGAGAAGCUGAACUGAAAGACAGUCAGGAUCCCAACGGAGUGGGUAGGUACUCACUGUAGUAAAGGGCGGGAGAGAGCACUUCUACGUUGAUUGGAUGCUGGAAGCGUACAAGCAGUCCUUAUGUAUAUCGAAUACAGAUGGUCCUUGACUUACGACAGUUAUUUAUCGACCGAAGUUACAAUAGCGCCCAAAAAGUGACUUACGGCCGUGUUUCACACUUACGACCGUUGCAGCAUCCCGGUGGUCAAGUGAUCAAAAUUCAGACGCUUGGCGACUCAUUUCUAUCGGUGGUUGCACGUGGUCACAUGAUCACCUUUUGCGAUCUUCUGACAAGCAAAGUCAACAAGGAAGUCGAAUUCAUUUAACAAUCAUGAUACUAAUUGAUCAGCCUCAUUGACUCGCUUAACAACCGUGGCAAGAAAGGUCUUAAAAUGGGGCAAAACUCACUUAACAAAAUGUGUCGGCU
Crotalus tigris (Tiger rattlesnake) is the source of this 2122-nucleotide messenger RNA. RefSeq names its product zinc finger protein 496-like. Bases 807 to 1715 code for a protein of 302 amino acids. The record is from RefSeq and is a predicted model, not a curated record. The transcript is spliced from 4 exons. Lineage: Eukaryota; Metazoa; Chordata; Lepidosauria; Squamata; Viperidae.